This is a messenger RNA of Bubalus bubalis (water buffalo), 2264 nucleotides long. It is a transcript of the gene MCOLN2, whose product is annotated as mucolipin TRP cation channel 2. Gene Ontology annotation, molecular function: NAADP-sensitive calcium-release channel activity. The record is from RefSeq and is a predicted model, not a curated record. The transcript is spliced from 14 exons. Bases 346 to 1962 code for a protein of 538 amino acids. NCBI's taxonomy places the organism in Eukaryota, Metazoa, Chordata, Mammalia, Artiodactyla, Bovidae. Gene Ontology annotation, cellular component: lysosomal membrane; plasma membrane.
CUGGACUCUGAAGAAAUCCUCAUCAAGUAGAUGACUUGCCUGUUCUAGACUAGAGCUUUCUUGCUGCCUUGCUUAUAGACUGCUUGAAGUUAGUUAAACCAGGCUGGGCUUUGCCUUCCGGAACAAACAGGCCUUUUCCUCAGGUGGGAGGGUUACAGUGUGGUUAACCCCAGUUCCUCUGCCUGUAUGAAAAGGCGUACAGUUCAGACCCGUGGCUCUGCCAGGGGGCCCCACCUUCUCGGUCAGAGUUCCAACCACCCAGCCGUGCAGCUGAGCCUGGGAGGUGCGGACAAACAGGCCUUCGCUCCCCUUUUAAUGAUCGCAAAACAAAUACAGUGAGAUGCAAUGGCUCAUCUUGAUUCUGAGGUGAAAGAAGAAUGUCUGAGAGAAGACCUGAGGUUUUACUUCAUGAACCCUUGUGAAAAAUUCCGAGCCAGACAACAGAUUCCAUGGAAAAUGGGUUUGCAGAUUUUGAAGAUAGUCAUGGUCACUACACAGCUUGUUCGUUUUGGUUUAAGUAACCAGCUGGUCGUUGCUUUCAAAGAAGAAAACACUGCUGCUUUUAAGCACCUGUUUUUGAAAGGAUAUUCUGGUUCAGAUGAAGAUGAUUACAGCUGCAGUGUGUAUACCCAAGAGGACACAUAUGACAGCAUCUUUUUUGCUAUUAAUCAGUUUCAUCGGCUAAGGAACUUAUCUCUGGGAACCCUUGGUUAUGGAGAAAGCGAAGACAACAGGAUUGCUUUAAAAGUCUGUAAGCAGCAUUAUAAGAAAGGGACCAUGUUUCCUUCUAAUGAGACACUGAAUAUUGACAGCGACAUUGAAAUAGACUGCAUUCACCUAGACCUCGAGGCACUCUCCAAGGACCCUCAGGACUGGAAGAAUUCAUCAUUCUUCAGACUGGAAUUUUAUCGGCUCUUGCAAAUUGACAUCUCCUUUCAACUCAAAGGCAUUGACCUGCAGACGAUUCAUUCCCGAGAGCUUCCAGACUGUUACGUCUUUCAGAAUAUGAUUAUCUUUGACAAUAAAGCUCACAGUGGCAAAAUCAAAAUCUAUUUUAACAGUGAUGCCAAAAUCGAGGAAUGUAAAGACUUGAAAAUCUCUGGAUCCAUUCAGAAAAACACUCAGUAUGUCCUGGUGUUUGAUGCAUUUGUCAUUGUGAUUUGCUUGGCAUCUCUUAUCCUGUGCACAAGAUCCAUUGUUCUUGCGCUGAGGUUACGAAAGAGAUUCCUAAAGUUCUUCCUGGAGAAGUACAAGCGACACGUUUGUAAUGCCGACCAGAGGGAGUUUAUCAACCAAUGGUAUAUCCUGGUGAUUAUCAGCGACCUCCUGACAAUAAGCGGAUCCGUGUUAAAAAUGGAAAUUAAAGCCAAGAAUCUCACGAACUACAAUCUGUGCAGCAUUUUGCUUGGAACGUCUACACUUUUUGUCUGGGUUGGCGUCAUCCGAUACUUGGGUUACUUCCAAGCAUAUAAUGUGCUCAUUUUAACAAUGCAAGCCUCGUUGCCAAAAGUUCUUCGCUUCUGCGCGUGUGCUGGUAUGAUCUAUCUGGGUUACACCUUCUGCGGCUGGAUUGUCUUAGGACCGUAUCACAACAAGUUUGAAAAUCUGAACACGGUUGCUGAGUGUCUGUUUUCUCUGGUCAAUGGUGAUGACAUGUAUGCGACCUUUGCUCACAUCCAGCAGAAGAGCCACUUGGUGUGGCUGUUCAGUCGCCUGUAUUUAUAUUCCUUCAUCAGCCUUUUCAUAUACAUGAUUCUCAGCCUUUUCAUUGCAAUUAUUACAGACUCUUAUGACACCAUUAAGAAAUACCAACAGAAUGGGUUUCCUGCCACGGAUCUUCAGGAAUUCCUGAAGGAGUGUAGUAGCAAAGAGAAGUGUCAGGAAGAGUCACCAGCCUUCCUGUCCAGCAUCUGCUGUCUGAGGAGGAAUAGAAGUGAUGACCAUUUGAUACUUAUUAACUAAAAUCCUCCUGCUGAUGAUGAUCAAGUUUCAGGUCUCCAUACUGAAUGACAAUGUAGAGGGGCCGCAAAUGGCUUGGACCAGCACUUCCAAAAAUACCGAUUGUGGAUGGGGAAAGAGGACUGACUGUCAGCUGGCUGAAUAGAACUGAAGUUCCAAAGUUCCUUUUUAUAAACUUGAAUGAUGAAGAAUAGACCACAGUCACCUCCUGGGCAUUACUGUCAUAGAGCAGUGAAAUUCUGUCUUGGUGUUUUAAAUUAUGAUGUCAUAUUUCAGAGUGUGUAAAACAAUGGUAUUUAAAGCCA